CAAGCGCACGCAGCCUGGCGCAUUCACGUCGCGAACAUUUUGUGGAACGGAUUAGUGGCUAGCGUUCCGUGAAAAUCAGGCUUCACAUUGGCAAAGAGCUACUGGAAUUUAUGCAACAGAUAUAAGAAAGAACCUGUUUCUAUUUACAUAAGCGAACUGCGAAGACACGAGGGUCAGCCAGUUAGUGUGCUCCUGGUUUUUGUGGUCUUCGCAGUUUUGCCGCUAACGCGUUUUCGAUUGGAAGUGAUACUAUGUGUGAUAGUAAAUAUGUUCUGGUUUUCACUCUGGUGUCGGCGGCGUCUUUCGUCAGCGUAUAUUCAGCGAAGUUCGCACCGGACUUCAUCCAUCCUUGCAACAACACAGAGCCAGCGUGUCUCAUAAAAGCGACGCAGGAUGCAAUACCACAGUUCUCCAAGGGUCUACCACAUCUAGGAGUACCACCUUUAGACCCGUUUGUCAUAGAUGAGCUGCCCAUACAGCUGCCGGGUAUCAAGGUGACAUUCUACGAUGGAAAGGCGACGGGACUUCGAAAAUGUCAAGUUUUGAACGUUGAAGCAUAUUUGGAAAAGAAUAUAUUCAAUUUGGAUGUGCGGUGUAACAUCACGAUCAAGGGCAAGUACACAGCAGUUGGAAGACUUCUGCUGUUUCCUAUCAACGGAGAAGGAGACUCUAAGAUCAAAAUUUUGAACUCGAUCAUCAAGCUGAACAUCAACACGAAGUACUUCAAGGACGCUGAUGGACGCGAUCACUUCGGUAUCAAGAACUAUAAGUACACGUUUGAUUACGGAGAGAGAAUUAUCUACACCAUCAACAACCUUUUCAAAGGGAAUCCUGAAUUAAGUAACACAGUAUUACAGUUCCUGAACGAAAAUUGGCGGAUAGUAACCGAAGAGUUCGGUCAGCCAGUGGUAGACUAUGCGAUCAAUGUCACUGUUAGUACGGCAAAGAAGUUCUUUGAUGCUGUACCUUAUGAUGAGUUGCUUUAUGUGCCUAUACCUAAGUAUUAGUAAGGAUAUUGAAAAACAAAAUACGAUACAAAGUCAUAUGACUUUAACUUUUGGAGCGACUCUAUAAGUUGCUUAACUAACUUCUUGCGAAAAUGUUUUACUGUAUAAAUUAUUGUCUAUGAACUUUUGGGCUAUGUUUCAAAAAAAUGUAAUGCAUCACUUUUUAUUUAAUAUUUAAGAUUAGAAAGUGUUAGAAAGUGAUCCAAAAAUAAAUCGAGAGAGACAUAUUUUUAAUCUAUCCCCCAAAAUGGAGGGUGUUCUAAAUUCGUAUGUUUUUUAUUUGUUUUCCUUCAAGCAACUUUUUUUGCAUUGUAUAAAAUGUAAAUUCAAUGUAAGUAAUUAAUUAAUUUUAUUGUAAAUAGUUAUUUUUAAGCUUUUAAUAAACCGGACCAAACACUUUAAUGAAAAUUAUGACAUUCAUAUCAACUUAUAUGUGCAUAUCAACUUUUUUAUGCUAUUCACGGAAAAGCUAUUAUUAAACACAAAUAAAAACAAUUAGUUAUAUAUGCCAUAAGCUCAUAAAAAACUUCCAGAUAUUCCAGAUUUAUAGUUUUGACAUUUAAACCGAAUUAAAAACAGGUCUGACUAGUGUCAAAUUGAAUAAAUUAAUUGAUCUAUGGUAACCUGUGCAUAAUAUCUCUAUCUUAUAAAACUGUAAUCAAAUGAUGCAUAAAACUAAUGCGCAAAAGAUGCAUAAAGCUUUAAAAUUAAUAAAGUUUCUAUUUAUAACUUAUUAGGUAUUUGCGGAGUAUAUUUUGUAAGUAUUAUUUUUAGCCACCUGUAUAAAGCAUAGAUCUAUAAGUGUAUCGACGAACUUAUAUUUACGAAUAAGGUACCUACCUAUUGUCUUCAACAUAACUUCUCUACCCAUAAUCAACUAGGUCAGUGUUCUGGAAAAAUCUCACGCAUAAUCCAGCCACUUAUUUCUUCAAUCUUGUGAUGGCUUAAUAAAGCUACAGACUUAAAGCAUUUGAUUGGUUAAAUCGAAUUUCAAGCCAAAAUAAACGCGCGUGUCUUUUUCUGGAAUACAGACCUUAACGAUCAAAAUUCUGACGACAAAUAUCGAAUUUACUUUUUUUGUAUAAUUUCUAAACUUUAUUCAUAACUAGUGUAGUGUUGUAAUUAUAGAAAUACGUAAAUAUAUUUUAAAUAAAUAUUUUUAUCUAAUAUAA
Helicoverpa zea (corn earworm) is the source of this 2179-nucleotide messenger RNA. Its product is annotated as circadian clock-controlled protein daywake-like. NCBI's taxonomy places the organism in Eukaryota, Metazoa, Arthropoda, Insecta, Lepidoptera, Noctuidae. Bases 252 to 1007 code for a protein of 251 amino acids. The transcript is spliced from 5 exons. The record is from RefSeq and is a predicted model, not a curated record.